UUCAGAACUUGAAUGGCAGAGGGGAGGCUUCUAUGAAAGCGCGGUUGUGGGACCGUGGAAGUUGUAGAUUUUCAAGGCCUUUAGCCUUCUCUGCUGGUGCCUCACCCAACUACAACUCCCAGGGCCCCAUAGCCUUGAGCCAUGGCAGUUAAAGCGGUGCCAAACUGUGUUAAUUCCACAGUGUAGAGGCACCCAAGGCCGCACUUGAUCAAAAUGUCGAAUCUGAGAAUUAACUUAUCAGUAAUGUCCGCCAAGAAUAUGAGUGACCCAAUGGUUUUGAAGGAAAGAGAUCCUGCUGAAAACCGGACUGCAGAUGAUAUUUCCAAAAGAAGUUCUGACAUUUUGAAACCUAAACAGGCCCCUUUUUUUGCUGAGAUGACUGUGGGACUGGUAGAUUCAGAGUCUGUUUCUAACCAUGGCAGUUUGAGGAAAAGAAAAAACUCUCAUUCUGCGACCGAUGGGCUUGGAAAUGGUGUACAAAAUCCUGUAGAACAGGACAAGGUUUUCAGGGCCAAUUAUACCAAAUGGCAAGGAGAAGAAGACAAAGAAGUGGCUUGCCAGCAUUCAGGAACCAACACCAAUGUGGUUCCUCUUUCUGAGACAAUCUUAAGCCCUAAGAAGCGGAAGCUGAUUCUGCACAUUGAUUUGAAUAACACCAUUCUCGUCUCGGAUGCUGUCACUGGUCAGGAUCCCAGAGCUGCUUUAAACUGCUACCUGACUACUGUGACCUGGGGAAAAGUUGGCCCUUCAGGUAAAUGGCAGUGGCUCAGCGAGUCCCCCUCCUUUCUUCCCCCCUGCCCGGAUGCUGUAAGCUUUUACUCUCAGUAUGGCCGAAACACCAAAUUCACGGACACGAACAAAGGGCAGCGUUUUCGCGACCUUCACCGGCGCCACUUGAAGCUGCUGGAAUGGCAGGGCCCGGCUCACCCGCUGCUCUCCAUUCAAGGUGAGCAGGGCAAGCACUACCACCUGGUGCUGCCUUCCUUCUUCUGCCUCCUGGAGAGUCUGCACCGGGAAGGGAGACACUUUGCUGUCAUCUUCCGCACCUUUGGCACAGACCUGCCCCGCAUCCUACGGGCGGUGAACUGCUCCCUGGAGGGGCAGCACCCUCUCUUCCCUUCUCUGCAGGAUAUUUCGUUGCCUAUAGACCUCAGUCCUGGCAUGAUACGUUGCAGCAAGAGGAAGGUGGUGUUGACCCAUAGAACAGAGCGGAUCUCCACUGAAGAUGGCGGCAGGAAAAUGUAUGCCUAUUUCAGCUCCAGGGAAGGCCUCUGCGGCUUCCAGGAUCACUUUGAUUGGUGGGCCAAGAAUCAAUUCUCUAGCCAGGGUGGAAAGCCUCUUUUGAUCGAUCCUCAUGAUCCAAACGUCCAUCACAUCUUUAUUGACGACAACAUUCGACUGAAUGAUUCUGACACCAUUGUUCAUCAGCAGGUGUUUUCAGGGCAAGAAAAUUGCAAUCUGCAGAACGUCCCCACCUCAGAGCUUUAUGAUGUUUGUCUAGUUCAAACAGACCUCCUGGAGGCCAUUGCCGACAAGAGCUAUUUCUGCCGCUGCAUCCGACGGUGUGAGGAGAACUAUGAGAACUACGUGGCUCGGGCUGGGAGUUGCAUCUAGGCUCUUUCCAAAGGAAUCUUCCUAGCCAUCUGGUUUUCCUCAUCCUUCGCAAGGGGUUUGUGCAACAGAAGGAGAGUUGGCUCUUUUGAGCUUCAUAGGUGAUGGGAUUCCCCACUGGAUUAUUCCCUGUUGUCUUUGCUUUAAACUCUCAAUCAGCACCUUGUUUAGAGGAUUCCAGGUACUCCUUUUAAACCACAGUCAGUCCCAGGAGGUGCAGUGCACUAUCUGCUCUGAUGCUGUGUUAACUGGUCCCUUUUGUUGUUGUUCUUGUUGUUUUAUGCCUUCAGGUCAUUUUUAACUCAUGGCGACCCUGUCAUGGGAUUUUCUUGGCAAGAUUAGGUCAAACAGGGUUUUUCAUUACCUUUCUCCCAAGGUAAGAGAGUGUGACUUGCCCAAGGUGAAGUUUCACAGAAUUCAAACCUUUGUCUCCAGAAUUGAGUGUUCAAACCUUCAUAUUGCACUAGCCCUCUUUUUUUUACUCCGCAGUGGGUUAAACCGCUGAGUUGCUGAACUUGCUGACCUAAAGGUCGGUGGUUCGAAUCCCAGGGAGUGGGGUGAGCUUCUACUGUUAGGCCCAGCUUCUGCCAACCUAGUAUGUAAAUGUGAGUAGAUAAAUAGGUACUGCUUCUGUGGGAAGGUAAUGACGCUCCAUGCGGUCAUGCCGGCUACAUGACCUUGGAGGCAUCUAUGGACAACGUUGGCUCUUUGGCUUAGAAAUGGAGAUGAGCACCACCCACCAGAGUCGGAUGCGACUAGACUUAAUGUCAAGGGGAAAAAUUUACUUUUUAUUUACUCAGAGCUGGAGAGCAGCCCACAAAGACACCUUUGUAAUUGAAAUUGCCAAUCUUUGCUCUGAAGAGCUCAGUGUUCAGGGAAAGCUAUUGCUAUAUGAGACAGCCCCCGAUGGCGCAGUGGGUUAAAGCCCUGUGCCAGCAGGACUGAAGA
Anolis sagrei ordinatus is the source of this 2559-nucleotide messenger RNA. The record is from RefSeq and is a predicted model, not a curated record. NCBI's taxonomy places the organism in Eukaryota, Metazoa, Chordata, Lepidosauria, Squamata, Anolidae.